This is a messenger RNA of Episyrphus balteatus (marmalade hoverfly), 437 nucleotides long. RefSeq lists its product as uncharacterized. The coding region runs from base 102 to 350 and encodes 82 amino acids. The transcript is spliced from 4 exons. NCBI's taxonomy places the organism in Eukaryota, Metazoa, Arthropoda, Insecta, Diptera, Syrphidae. The record is from RefSeq and is a predicted model, not a curated record.
AAACCGACACCAACUUCACUCGAAUCAUAAUUUCUACUGUCAAAAUUUUUUGACUGUUCGAUUCGUGGUUCACCAGGAUAUAGACAAAUAUUAAUAUAACAAUGGCCGAUAAAGUUGUUGAGAAACCAGCGGGUCGUCCCAUGAAAUUUCCCUACACAUUCUCAGCUAAAAUUGCCCAAUUUCCAUUCAAGUUCUACAUCCAGAACCAAUGGGUCUGGAAAUAUUAUUUAAUCGGUCUUGCUGUCUCAUUCCCAGUGUUCUACAAGAUCCAUAAGCUUGCUAACUCUCCCGAAAACAAAGCUGCCCAUGCUGCAGCCAAGAAGAAGGAGGCCGAAGCACACCAUCAUUAGAAGGCGUUUUAAUUUAGGGGCAAGCAUUCAUUUUAAGAUUGAUUCUAUUGAUUGGGAAUUCAAAAACACUGCUAAUAAUUUGUCGUU